GAGGAAAACAUAGGUGUUAUUUCUGCCUCCGCCACUACUUAAUUGCCUUAGUUUCCUCAUCUGAAAUAUGGGACAUGAAUGCCCACCUCAAGAAUGUAUGAGUUAAAAAAAAAGACAAACAUAAUUGAGUGUGCCUGCCUUUGGAAAAAACUCAAUACAGGGGGCUCCCAUUACAAUCACUGUUCCCAUUGUUAGUAUCCUUUCCUACCUUUGGGGAUAAUACAGUAGAACUUAGCUCCGAGGUGGUAGAUAGGAUUAAAUGAAGCCAGGCGUGUAAAACACUCCCAGUGCCCAGCACACAGUAAGCAUAGUAAACGUCUGAACAGUAAGUAGUUGACUAUUCUGCUUAUCAGCCUUUUCCUCCUCCAGGCACUGCUAUAGGUCAUGGAUUGGCAACGCAGACGCAAGGGAGUUGGGGCUGGAGUGGGGAAAAAAAAAAAAAAACACAACUAUUUUCCGGAGCCGGAAACCGGAGCGCUGAGUGGGGAAAAGCUUUGGAGUUCCGGCUCACGAAACCCGCGAGGUGCUCAGCGCGCUGCCCGCUGAGGCCCAACACACGGUCGGCCGAGGCCAGACGUGGUCUCCGGCACCGCCACCUCUGGCUCGGUCCCCUCCGAGGACCUCGGUUGUGGAUCGCAGGGUCUGGUAAGCUCUCAGGCAGAAAAACAGCCUAGCAAAUCUGGACAGUGGGAAGUGGAGCCGGGCCUCUGUGCUUUGGGGUGCCCCCCCGCACCCAGGCGCGGGACUGAGACCGCGGACUGCGCAAGCGCACCGAGGCUCUCCGCCACCUAGUGACCGCAGCGGCUCGCAGAGUGGUGGAAGCAGCGCCAACGUCGCGGCGCUGUUGGACCCUGGUUGCAUCCGAGCAGAGCCCGCCCAACAGUGGCGGGUGCAGUUAUCCCGGUUGGCCCGACUGUGGUACAGACCUCCAUGAGCCGGUCCCAGGUUGCCCUGCUGGGCCUGGGCCUGGGCCUGCUGUUCAUGCUGCUGCUAUAUGUGGGGCUGCCAGGACCCCCUGAGCAGACCUCCUGGCUCUGGGGAGACUCCAAUGUCACGAUCCUGGCUGGUCUCACCCCUGGCAGCUCCCCCAUUUUUUACCGUGAGGUGCUCCCAUCCCACCGGGCCCACAGGGUGGAUGUGGUGCUGCUCCAUGGAAAGGCCUUUAGCUCCCGGACGUGGGAGCAGCUGGGCACGCUGAAGCUGCUGGCGCAGAGGGGCUACCGGGCCGUGGCCCUUGACCUUCCAGGUUUUGGGAACUCGGCACCUUCAAAGGAGGCAAGCACAGAGGUAGGGCGGGCAGAGCUGUUGGAGCGAGUGCUGCAGGACCUAAAUGUGCAGAACGCCGUGUUGGUGAGCCCUUCACUGAGUGGCCGCUAUGCCCUGCCCUUCCUGAUGCGAGGCCACCACCAGCUGCGUGGAUUCGUGCCCAUUGCACCUGCCUCCACCCAGAACUACACCCAGGAACAAUUCCAGGCUGUGAAGACCCCGACUCUCAUCCUGUAUGGGGAGCUGGACCGCACCCUGGCUCGGGAGUCACUGCGGCAGCUCCGCCAUCUGCCCAACCACUCCACGGUGAAGUUGCGCAAUGCAGGCCACGCCUGCUACCUCCACAAGCCACAAGACUUCCACCUCGAACUCCUUGCUUUCCUUGACCAUCUACUGUGAGCUCACCCACUGUCCAGGCCCCUGGCCUGGCUUGAACUUGGAGGGUCUGGACCAGUCCCCACCAGGGCAGCAGGCCCUGUGAUUAGAGGGCAGAGGCCAGAGGGCUAGACCCAGUCGGGACCUUUCAUUUUAUCUCAGAGGCACAAUUAAAAAAAAAACAAAAAAGCAGUUUUGUCAUACCUGGGGAGUGACAGGUCCUGUUUGCUGGCAUUGCUGCAGGUGGGGUGAGAGUUGGAGCCAAGUGUGGGACUGCUCGGGAUUGAGAGCUGGAGGGACUGCUCCAGCAGCCUGAAAAGGCUAAGGACAUAGGCUACUUACUAGAUGGCUGCUGAGUGGCUAGUCUGUGACUCAGUUUCCUCAUCAGUAAAAUGGGCAUGAUGUAACACCUAGUUUAGAAACUGGUUUUAGGAUUGAAUGAGUCUGGGUAAGCAGAGCACUUGGCCACACAGGGCUGGCACGUGGGACUGUCAUUGAGAGGGGUCAUUACUCCUGCUAAAUGAUCACUGGGAUUGAUGGGAAAUCCAGGGUCUGGUGGCUGAGAUGAGUGAAUCAGGAUGUAGGUUCCAUGGCCAAAAGGGGCAGGAUGUGUAGAGGAGGGGAUGGGGAAUGUGGUUUAUCUUGUAGCAUAGUAUUGGGGAGGGGGAAGUUUCCCCCUCUCCCCAUCUUGAGUUCUUGGUUGGACUAACAAUAAAACUGACACAGAACAGA
Messenger RNA from Odocoileus virginianus texanus, 2373 nucleotides. NCBI's taxonomy places the organism in Eukaryota, Metazoa, Chordata, Mammalia, Artiodactyla, Cervidae. The record is from RefSeq and is a predicted model, not a curated record.